GUGUUCAUCUUUCAGAUUCAUUUUCCCUGGAUAUUAUCAACAAAGCACUCCUCAGAAACUGAGAAAAUAGAGAGAAAUCAAGAAGAGGGGAGAGAGGGAGAGAGACAACAAGAGAGAAAGAAUGAAUUCACCCAAAUCACCUGCACCAUCAUGCCCAGACAGAGGAUGUUUCUCUUCCCCGGUGUUCUUAUGGACCAUUGCUGGCAUCUCCAUCCUUUUUCUCAGUGCCUGUUUCAUCACCAGAUGUGUUGUGACAUAUAACAUCUUCCAAAUCUGUGAUAAGAAAAAGUUUCAGCUGCCAGAGAAUCUUACAGAGCUCUCCUGCGACAAUGACGGAUCAGGUUCAGUCAAGAGUUGCUGUCCAGUGAACUGGAAACACUUUCAGUCUAGCUGCUACUUCUUUUCUACCAACACUCUGACCUGGGCAUUAAGUGUAAAGAACUGCUCGGCCAUGAGUGCCCAUCUGGUGAUCAUCAACUCUUUGGAGGAGCAGGAAUUCCUUUUCCACAUGAAACCUAGAAAGAGAGAGUUUCAUAUUGGACUGACAGACCAGCUGGUGGAGCGUCAGUGGCGAUGGGUGGAUGGCACACCUUUAAUAGAGUCUCUGAGCUUCUGGGAUGUAGGAGAGCCUAACAACUUAGCUACAGUAGAAGACUGUGCCACCAUUAGAGAUUCUUCCAAUCCAAGGAAAAAUUGGAAUGAUGUACCUUGUUUCCUCAAUAUGUUUCGGAUUUGUGAAAUGCCAGGAAAUACUUUGAACAAAGAAAAAUAUCUUCAGAAAAGAAGACAAAACUUAAACGCAUAAAGGAGAAGGAAUAAAGAGUGUGUGGCCCAUACUCACAACCCCAUUAGGAGAAAAGCAUACAAUGCACUUCA
Otolemur garnettii (small-eared galago) is the source of this 876-nucleotide messenger RNA. It is a transcript of the gene CLEC4E, whose product is annotated as C-type lectin domain family 4 member E. The record is from RefSeq and is a predicted model, not a curated record. Lineage: Eukaryota; Metazoa; Chordata; Mammalia; Primates; Galagidae.